AUGGCGACGAACAGGUUCCUGUGCGAGGUGUGCGGGGAAGGGUUCCAGCGGGAGCAGAACCUGCAGCUCCACCGGCGCGGGCACAACCUGCCGUGGAAGCUGAAGCAGAGGAACCCGAGGGACGCCGGGCGGCGGAAGGUGUACCUGUGCCCGGAGCCGACCUGCGUCCACCACGACCCGUCGAGGGCCCAUCGGCGACCUGACGGGGAUCAAAAGCACUUCAGCAGGAAGCACGGCGAGAAGAAGUGGAAGUGCGACAAGUGCUCCAAGAAGUACGCGGUGCAGUCCGACUGGAAGCCACGCCAAGACCUGCGCCACCCGCGGAGUACCCACUGCACUGCGGCCACGGCUCUUCUCCAGGUAACUUCAACAACAGCUCCAGCAGUAACAAGCAACGAGCAGCAGCAGCAGCGCAGCAGCCAGCAACCCAACUCUACCCUCUUCGCCAACCUGUACAGUUCGUCGAUGCAGCAGCAGCAGCACCACCACCACCACCAUCAAGAGUCUGCCCCUCCCCAGAUGUCGGCCACCGCGCUGCUGCAGAAGGCAGCGCAGAUGGGCGCGACUACGAGCAGCGGCAACAGCUCCAGCUUCGCCAUGUUCUGCAACAUGAACGAGAGUAAGUUCAGGCAGGCGGAGGAGAUGACCAGAGAUUUUCUCGGGGUCGGGAGCAUGCUGAGGAUGUCGCAGAGAGAACAGAUGGGCUCGUCGGCGGCGGAGCUGGGCAAGUCUUUUGCCGGCGGGAGCCUGCAGUGA
This is a messenger RNA of Asparagus officinalis (garden asparagus), 756 nucleotides long. RefSeq names its product protein indeterminate-domain 7-like. The transcript has 2 exons. Gene Ontology annotation, cellular component: nucleus. Bases 1 to 756 code for a protein of 251 amino acids. Gene Ontology annotation, molecular function: DNA-binding transcription factor activity. The record is from RefSeq and is a predicted model, not a curated record. Lineage: Eukaryota; Viridiplantae; Streptophyta; Magnoliopsida; Asparagales; Asparagaceae.